This is a messenger RNA of Thunnus maccoyii (southern bluefin tuna), 1280 nucleotides long. RefSeq names its product transmembrane protein 109 (gene tmem109). Gene Ontology annotation, biological process: cellular response to gamma radiation; intrinsic apoptotic signaling pathway in response to DNA damage by p53 class mediator. The coding region runs from base 74 to 1012 and encodes 312 amino acids. The transcript has 3 exons. The record is from RefSeq and is a predicted model, not a curated record. NCBI's taxonomy places the organism in Eukaryota, Metazoa, Chordata, Actinopteri, Scombriformes, Scombridae.
UUUGACUGAUUCUUGAUCAGACAGCUAGCUGUGCAUUUAAUAUCUGUGAGUUUCAGCCAACCCCCGCAUAGCGAUGUGUAAGAGACUCAAUAUAGAGACUUUACUGGUGGAGGGAAACUACUGUAAAGCCGUCGUGGAAACGUGUUGCACAGUCUGCCCAGUGGGUGGCAGACAUGUCUCUUCAUUCAUACUAACAAGAUUUUCCACAUCCUGUUUGGAAAACUUCGCUGUGUUGCCCCUGUGGCUGCUUUCCUGUACAUUUCACUGUCUACCGCUUGUCGUCUGUAUAUGUGUCUUGCUGAUAGUUAAACCUUCUUCCGGUAUGUUUUCCCAUUCAACACAAAAAUUCUUCAGCGGGCUGUGUUCGCUGUGCACACUGAGCGCACUGUUGCUUUCUGUUUCGGGGGAGAACGUGUUCGAGAGUCGUUCCGGAAUGAUCCAGGAGCUCCGGGCAGCCCUGGCUGACCUGGCCGGGGAGGGGAGGACUUACCUGGGCAAGCUGGCCGGAGAGCAGACGGUGCUGUCGGUACAGAAGGCGUUCUCUCAGGUUUUGGGGGUCAUUGCAGGAAGUUUGGCCAGUGGUGUGAACGUACUCUUACAAUAUGUUACACACUUCCUCCAGGCUGCUGGAAUCCAAGUUGGCAUCCCAGUUAACAAGGUGACCCCAGAGGGGCUGAUUUUUGUUGCCCAGUGGGUUCUCAUGGCUCUCAUUGGCUACUGCCUGAUCUCCCUCGCCUUCCGAUUGGUUGCCUCCACUCUGAGGCGGGCCCUAUGGCUGCUGAAAGUGGGCGUAGCUCUGGCCUGUUUUGGAUUGAUCCUGAGCGAUCACAGUGUGGGCACAGAAACUAUGGCAGUGCGACUGGCUGUCCUUGUGUGCAUCUGCGUGCUGUUGGGUGUCGGGACUGUGAGGGGAUCUAAUGUGGAAGAUAAGACCACUCACCUGGCAGAGCAGGUGAAGAUCCUGGAGAGACGGUUGAGAGAGAUGGAGAGGUCAAGGAGGACGGAGGAGUAAAAGAGAUAGACUGAGAAAAGUCAAAUGUUUUCUUCUAUUUUUUCUAUCUGAUGCCUUAUCUACAAAUGCUGGAGCAUUGGUGUACUUCCAGGCCUUCUGGAAUGUCAAGGAGAAAAGCACAAUUUUACAGUUUGGAUGUUUUCUAUAAUGUUGGGUUUAAAGUCAUUUGUGGCAAUAUGAUCAAAAGACUGUGCUUCAGUGUGUAAGAGCAGUGUGUAGACAUGUUUACCACAUUAAAAAAAUUUCAACAUUGAAACAUUUUUGGAAA